UAAGUUGUUAACAAAGCAGCAGUCAACAACACGAAAACUGUACCUCUCAGAGUCUCAUGGCAAAGGCUAGCGCUAAGUCAGCCAUCAGGAACAAUCUAAGCAUCCUUACCAAUGGGAUAUCAGCUCAACCCGCUGUCUUCAGUGAGGUCGUUAACGGUUGUGGUGAGAAAAAGUUAAUUACACCAAAACAAGCUAAAGAAUAUGUUGACAAUAGUGCUGGGAAGGAAAUAAGUACCAGAGCUGGUAACCUGGUUCAUAGCAUAAUGGCUGUUACUGAUGUCAUUCCUGAAAGUUUGGACACUUUUCUAUGUAUUUUGUAUGACAGUGAUGAUCUAUUGUUAAGAAAAGUAGCAAGCAAGAUUGCUAAUGACUAUGGUCGUGAUCUACCUCAGUAUAAUGCCAGACUUGACAGUGACAUCAAUGAGGACAUCCCAGCAAAUACUCGUGUUUCUAGUUCUAACUCCCUUCCUUCUCCUUCUCCUCCUCGCAAACCAUCAAAUCACUUCUCUAAUUUAAUGAAGCCUCUUGUAUUUCUAGCUAUUGCAGUUGCUGUCUUUGCAGCUUGUUAUAAUUUAUACAGUUCUGGUAAAGGGCCUGAAAACACCUUCAUAAAACCACCAGUGGUGGAAGAGAAAUUGGACAAUGGUGAUGUUCCGUUCCAGCACACUGAAACUCCACCUAAUAAUGAUCCAUUACCUCCUCCAUCAUCAGCUGGUAAAGAGACCAUACCAGUGGUCAAGAAGAAUUUGGACGAUGCUGACGUUCCAUCCCAAAACACUAAUAAUGGUCCAUUGCCUCCUUCAUCGUUAGCUGGUAAAGGAUCUAAAAAGACUAUACCAGUGGUUGAAGAGAAGUUGGACAAUACUGACGUUCCAUCCCAACACACUGAUACUCAGCAUAAUAAUGAUCCACUACCUCCUUCAUCAUCAGACAAAGAACCACUGAAGUUGCGUGAUUUAUAUAGUGUCAUAAGAUCAUUAAAAAAUAAUGAUUAUGAUGUUAGUACAUGGAGUGGCUUGUGUCUUGCACUUGGUCUGUCUCAAUCAACAAUAAAUACCAUUAAAAAAGAUGAAAUGGAUUCAAAUGAUCGUUUUAGAUCAUGUUUGUAUCAAUGGUUGAACCGAGUUGAUCAAGUUGAUGAGUUUGGAGGAGCAACAUGGGCUUCACUGGUGACAGCUCUUGAGAACAUUGGCCAGAAGCCAGUUGCUGAAAAACUGAAAGAAAGAACAAAGUAGUACAUUUUAAAUUUUUGCAGACCAUGCAAUAUUUUGUUUACUUAAACUUGUAAUGGUCAGUUGUCAAUA
This is a messenger RNA of Amphimedon queenslandica, 1304 nucleotides long. RefSeq lists its product as uncharacterized. The coding region runs from base 57 to 1235 and encodes 392 amino acids. The transcript has 6 exons. Gene Ontology annotation, biological process: signal transduction. The record is from RefSeq and is a predicted model, not a curated record. NCBI's taxonomy places the organism in Eukaryota, Metazoa, Porifera, Demospongiae, Haplosclerida, Niphatidae. Gene Ontology annotation, molecular function: protein binding.